This is a messenger RNA of Penicillium crustosum, 1785 nucleotides long. Its product is annotated as pyridoxal phosphate-dependent aminotransferase. Lineage: Eukaryota; Fungi; Ascomycota; Eurotiomycetes; Eurotiales; Aspergillaceae. Gene Ontology annotation, molecular function: transaminase activity; pyridoxal phosphate binding. Gene Ontology annotation, biological process: amino acid metabolic process; biosynthetic process. Bases 1 to 1785 code for a protein of 594 amino acids. The transcript is spliced from 5 exons. The record is from RefSeq and is a predicted model, not a curated record.
AUGCUCUCCUCACGCUGCAGUUCAAGGAAUCAAACAAUCAUUCCAAGUCUUCUGAAUCAACACGAUGCGGUGCUUUCGGGAAAUAAAUAUGUCAUUGACCUUAGCACAGCUGAGAACUGGUCUGUGAAAGACAUGGUCCUAGGAAUGAUGCAUGAGGCCAAAGGUUGCUAUUCUGCAGAUGACUUAGCGUACACUUCCGGUAUCGGCGGCUGUUUAAGCACAAGAAGGCUCCUUGCAGAGCUACUUAAUAAGCAUUUUCACCCAGCGACACAAGUUGAAGCUUCUCAAAUUAUCCUUGCCGCCGGUGGAAGCUUUGCUUUGACGGCUCUUGUUGAACAAGUUUGCAAUCCCGGAGAUGGUAUCCUGGUUGCAGCACCUUAUUGGGCUGGCCUUGAUAUAUCGAUUAGCAUCCACGGCCAUGCAAAUGUUAUUCCAGUCCAUGUGCCUCUUUCGGGGUUUUUCGGUCCAGAGAGCGUUCAAUACUAUGAGUCUGCAUUUGAGAAUGCCUCUAUCCCCAUCAAAGCCAUUCUCGUCUGCAAUCCUCAUAACCCCUUAGGUCAAUGCUAUCCACGAGAAACAUUGCAGUCUCUAUUGGAUUUCUGCCAGCGCCACGAUCUACAUUAUAUUUCAGAUGAAGUAUAUGCGCUUUCCGCUCACCAACCUCCACCCGCUGGAUUCUCACCCUUCGUGUCCAUCUUUCAAUUCGAUGAGAGCCAAAUGAGUGAGAGGGCCCAUGUUAUAUAUAGCCUUAGCAAGGAUUUUGGAUGCAACGGUAUCCGAUUGGGAGCACUUAUAUCACAAUCCAGCCAAGCCGUUCGCCUGAGCGCAGCCUUGAGUCUCCACAGUCAGGUCUCGUCUUUGUCAACAGCUUUUGCUUCUGAAACUGUCCUGAAGGAAAACAGCAUCCGGCGGAUAUGUGAACACGGAGGGAAACGGCUUAGAAUGGCUUAUGAAGUCAUCACUUUGUUUCUGAAGACACAUGAAAUCGAAUUUAUGCCCGCAGCCUAUGGCAUGUUUGUUUUUGCAAGAUUGUAUCCAGUGAAAACCGUUCAAGAGGAGCAGGAGCUUCUAGGUAAUAUGAAGUCAAUGGGGGUAUCGGUUUCAACAGGGACAAGUUACCACUUUCAAGAGCCGGGAUGGUUUCGCAUUUGCUAUGGCGUCCCACUUGAUCAGCUAGAGGAGGCUCUUAGAAGGAUUUACCUUGGUAUUCGCAGCUGGCACCAAUUCGGCGCCACAUGCGUUGAAAUGAUCCGCGAGGGUUAUCGUAAUGUCAUCUUUGAAGACCCCUCGUCGGAAGCCGUUAUACAACGUCGACAUAAACAAUGGGUCGAAAGCCAUGGCCUCUACGUGGCUAGUGGCAUUCCUCGCCUGGGUUACGCACUUUUGUUAGAUGAUCGCUGUAUACGAUCAAUCUUGGCUAGCGCGGCGCCUAGAAAGCCAUCUGUCAUCGAAUAUGGGCUAGGCUUCAACCCCGAAGACCCAGAAAAUGACUCUGGAAAGUACUACCGUGGAUUGAUCCGUGUUCAUUUGGAUUGUUUAGCCCAAUUUGCUCUCUGUUGCGAGAAUCUUGAGACUGGAGAGCAGGAAUGGGGUGAUUAUGGGAUGGACAUACCUGACAAUGUAUUUUAUACAGAUGGCCAUUCCUCAAACACUGAGUCGAAAGAAAUGUUUCUUUCUUCCCCAGAUAGGAACGUUGAGAGAACUUCGAGUGUGAUUGAGCUCGAGUAUAUCGAGCGCCAAAAUAUGGAGAACUUAGCAUUGAGCAAUGUGCCGGGUUCUACCUAG